Molecule: messenger RNA, 4147 nt
Organism: Schistosoma intercalatum
Lineage: Eukaryota; Metazoa; Platyhelminthes; Trematoda; Strigeidida; Schistosomatidae
Source: the annotation of a GenBank genome assembly
GCGAAAGGGCGAUCCACCUUGACCAUUAGCCGUAAGGUUGGACUUCGAUGUUAGCUGGUCGGUCUCACUCGAUUAGGUCCCCAAUCAUUUUAUACAGACAGUCUACUAUGGUGGUCUACAAAUGGAUAGGCGUUCUCAGGAAUACAACUUAUUAAUAUCACUAAAAAUCGUAAAGAAUCAACAGAAAGUCAUUAACUUUUAUUGUCAUUGUUGUGUUGGGAACGGUCAAAAUAUUUAGUCAGUAGAUUAUUAUUGCUGAAAUUCAACCUUCACUUGUGGCGGCUUUUCAGAGCUACUAAGAAGGCCUUUCCGUCUUGCGAUGUUGCUCGUGCUUUGGUUGGUUGUAUUUGUCAUUGAAACACCAUAUGGUGCGUCCUCAAUAGAACAGUACUUGCAAUUCAUCCCUGUUAGUGGAGUUAGACAUGACAUCUUUUUCUAUGAACAUCCUGGUCUGCGAAAUCCCAUUGAAAUAGAUGCCACUAUUAAACAGCAAGUUCGCAUCAGGAUUGUAGAACAUCUGAACGAGCUUCCUGUGUUAAGAAUUCAUUGUGUUGUUGCUCCCCUCGAUUCGACUCAUGAACUCGUCUCUGCUUACUUAUGUCGCAGGAAGUCUACGCACGAUUCGGAUGAAUGCAUUGAUCCUAAAACAAGAAAUGUUAUUUUCGGUCGGGUUGAGUUUAGCGCUAAUGGCAAUAGAUCUUCAGGCUACACGUUUUCUUCUAGGCUACCUGUGAAAGAUGAACUACUUGACGGCUUUUACUUCUGCAAGUAUCAUAACCGGAAUGGAGAGCUAAUUUCAAAUUUCAUUGAAAUACAGGAUGCGUAUUACUAUCACAAACGUAUGGUUAGACGACCUGUAAAGCAAACUGAAUAUUUACCUCCUUUAUCUAUCAAUGAUCUUCCCUUGAGUCUGGAAUGCGGACAAACUCAAGUAUCUGAAGAGUUGCCAAGUUGGGCUGAUGCAGCGUUCCCCAGUCCGUUUAUGUGGUCAUUUUGUGAUGUAGACAGCCCUGAUGGUAUACAGUCUGCUGGGUGUAUGCGUAGAGUUCGUCAAACAUCUACUCAUGUUACAAAUUAUUUUGAAAGUUAUGUCUCUCCGAACGGUACUUUGGUGUUAUACAAGCGCACAACGUCAGCAUGGAAAGAUAUGGGUUUGGUGUGCUGGAGCCACUUGGACUCCUCAGCUGUUUAUUCUACCUAUUUUGGUGGUUCAAGUGAGCGGCCUAAGUUGUUGACUUAUGACUCCAAUAUACCAUUCGUUGGUAGUGGAAUUACUGUAUUAUCACCCCUCACACAAAAGAUUACUGUUCGAAUUGGGCCACGAACUGGUCUCAAGUUAGUCACUAAGUAUCGAUCUACUCCAGAGUACACGACUGUUAAAUGGACCAAAGACGGUAGAAGAAUUCCACCUGAUUUUCCAGGACACAGUGAUUAUCUCUUGAAGUUUCCUGAUCUCAUUCGCCGAGAGCACUCUGGCACUUACAAUUUACUUGUGGAAAAUGGGAAUGAUCAAGUUAAUUUUCAGUUCAUAGUGAGUGUAGUCGGUCCACCUGAAGUGAUACGUGCUCCUCCACCUUUACUUUUAGUGAUGGAGGGAGAAAAUGUUACAUUUAGCUGUCAGUUGGAUUCGUUUAUAACGGAGUCUUUAGAAAUCAAUGGCCUACCUUACCAACCGAAUCCUACCAAUUUUCGUACUGAACUAAGAGAUCAAUAUCCGUACUUAAAAGAUGCUUUAAUACAACCAUUGCAAAAAAAUGGUCAUAUUUUAACGUAUUCAGCCUAUAAUUUGCUGUUUACACCUGGUAGUAAAGUUGGACCGACUCAUACUGUCAGCUUGGUUGGGAAAAAUGAAUAUGGCUUGGCUCGAGUAUCCACUCUUGUCAGAGUACUACCCCGAAUAAACAUCUUGAAGGCUCCAAAAGAUUACUCAUGUACUACCGAUUGCUUAAACACUAUUUCACAUGCAUUCGAUUGCGUUAUCGAUACGGAUCCUUAUCAGUCUACUUACUUUGUACAAACAUGGGAAUUAAAUGGCAUUCCUGUGUCGAAAAUGACAAAAGAUUAUCAACAGUCAAAAUUUAUUAAAACAGAAGGCACAAAGUUGAUAAUCACACCCGUUGAUGAUCCGUCCUUAACUGUAUUGUUCCGAAAAGUGAAUGUGACGUGCCGUUGGCGUAUCUUUUAUCCGCAUGUGACUUCUCGUAUUGCAGAUCUGGAUACAAGACUUUUGGAACCGAAUAUGAAGGUGUAUGAUUCUCAUGAGGAUGCAAAAAUCCGUCCACUUAUGACAGCAGCGUUGGAUCUACAAGUGGAUCAUGACCCAACUCCGGCAUCAGCUAACAUAUCUUGGAUAACAGCUGUGAUUAUCGGUAUACUUGUUAUAAUUGCGAUCGGAGUUCUAACUGCUUGUUUGGUCAUGAGAUUCCGUGGAGAAACUUAUAUGCUGGAUCGUGAAGAACGUGCUCUUGGAAAUGAUCCAGAAAAAGAACUACGAGAAAAAGAAGCAUUUCAAACCUAUGAGAGAGCAGAAGAACCGCCACUUCGAGGCAGUCGUUGUUCAUUAAAUGAUGACAGUGCUGAAAUUGGCAGUGAUGGAGAUGGUGAACUAGACGAUUAUAAUCUUGAUCCUGGUAAAUUCAAUGAAGAAGGCUCUUUCAUUGGGGAAUAUGCAACAGAGAGACACAAGGGCCCAUCAAAUCGUUUACCAACUCUUGAUCGAAACUACAAUCCAACAGUUUAAAUAAAGUAACACAAUUCUUGCCAAUUUUCCCGUCCCAUUUUUAUUUGUUAAGUUGAUUUUUACCGGAUCAAAUUGGGGAAAUCAAUUCUUGAAAUUAACCAAGUGGUAAACAAGCAGAUUAUUUCUUAACUUUUUCUCUCGCCUGCGAAUCACAAUAUUCAAUUCAUUCCUCAUUCCCUUUAAAAUUCACAAUUUAAGAGAUCUAUCUCAUUGGAUUAACUUAGUUUGUUUCAUUAUGUGUACUUACUCUUUUUUAUUGUUUAAUGUUUCCCAUCUAGUUUGAAAACGGAGAACGUUCUUUAAUCUUACAUUUUCUUUUUACAAAAAAUAAUUCCCUUUUGUUUACUUUCUCCUUCUUCGUUACUCCUGCUGAAUCUCAUUGUCAUCUCCUUUUUUUGGACCUGCUUUCUUUUAUCGCAUAUUUUGUUUUUUUUAAAAAGAUUAAAAAGAGCAAAAGCUUACAUCAUCAGUAUAUUCCAAAAUAACGCAUCAGCUAGUCCUAGGAUUCUUUCGUUUUCUUGUUAAAAAAACAUAUGCAUUAUUCUUACUAAUUUACACAGCUGCUGUUUUAUGAUAAACACAACGAAAAAGGACAAUUUGUAUUUUUUGUUUUGUUUUUUUUCCUCCUCAAUUAUACCUAUAUCAUUUGACUGCUGUUAAAAAUGCUUUUAUUUAAAUGAUUUUUCUAUUCUGCAGGACUUAUUAUUCAUAUUAAUCAUUGUAAUGUUCAAUUAUUGCAUUAACUAUUCAUGCCUAUAUGUGUACUGUUUUUAUAAUUGUUUGUCAGUAUUAGUUGUAUUUAAUCGUUUGUCUUUAUUAUUACUUAUCAACUGUAUCUCGACUUUUGUGCAUUACUGUAUUGUAUUAGAUGGAUGCUUCUUUUCUAUAUAUACGUUAUUUGGUUUAAAAAGUGUUUUAAUAUUGACCAUUUGUUGUGUCAGUCUACAUUUUUUUCAUUGUCAUUAUUUAACCAUCAUAUAUAUAUAUAUAUAUAAUCUGACAUCUGUUCGAUCUCAUAUGUUAUGUACAUACACGUUUUGUGUAUGUGCACAUACCAACACUGAUGUAUGCUAUAGUGAUUGUUGUUUUAUACAUUACUACUACGACUUUUACAUGGACUAUUAAGUUUAAUACGAAAAAUUACUUAUAUAUAUCACCUUAGUUCACUUAACAAAUUUCGCUUUUUUUUCAACCAAAAUACAAACUUUUGUUUAUUUUUUACAUCCAUUUGUUUUUUCCGUUUUUAUGCAAAUUGUUAAAUACUGUCUUUUAACUUUUUGUUGUUAUUUUGUUCUUUAAAGAUUAAAUGAUUAUUAAUGCUUUUUUUUGUAUACUAUUGAUGUAUGCUUUUUCAAUAGUUUCUGUAUAACCUAUGUCUAAAUAAGAAAUAUAUAUUUAUAGUUACAA